Messenger RNA from Aspergillus fumigatus Af293, 300 nucleotides. Its product is annotated as RING finger protein. The record is from RefSeq and is a predicted model, not a curated record. NCBI's taxonomy places the organism in Eukaryota, Fungi, Ascomycota, Eurotiomycetes, Eurotiales, Aspergillaceae.
AUGUUUACAGCGACUCCAAAACGGAGGCUCGAGCAUCUUGAUGAAGCUGCCCCAGUAAAGUCCUUACAGCAAUGGCAGGCUUCAUGGUGCAGCGAAGAAAGCCCGUUGCUGUCUAAGGAUGAUCCCCUGACUUGUACUAUCUGCCUUGAAGAAGUUCUGACCCCCCAGCCAGUGCAUUGCCUAGGAUGUAGACAUGUCUUACACUGUUGGUGCCUCGAAAAGUGGUUCCUGCGCUUUCACAAUACCUGUCCUGUAUGUCAUAGAACUAUUUGUUCAGAUGAAACAGUCGACAUUGUUUGA